This is a messenger RNA of Eutrema salsugineum, 1120 nucleotides long. RefSeq lists its product as uncharacterized. Lineage: Eukaryota; Viridiplantae; Streptophyta; Magnoliopsida; Brassicales; Brassicaceae. The record is from RefSeq and is a predicted model, not a curated record. Bases 149 to 922 code for a protein of 257 amino acids. The transcript is spliced from 4 exons. Gene Ontology annotation, cellular component: chloroplast.
AACCAAUUCUUGUAUUUUUUUGUGUCAAAUAAACCAAUUAAAGCUUCCUCUACGUCUUCUUCUCCACGGCGAAGAGUAACCACAAAAACAUUGUCUUCUUCUUCUUCCUCAUACAAUCGCUCUGCGAAAAUCUCAUGGUCUUUCGAAAAUGGUGAAGGCUUGCAACUUGACGUGGCCUUCCGCACCACCCGGAUUCUCCACGCCUUAUCCGCAACGUCACGCGUAUACCUCACGCGCCGCCCCUUUACUGCGGGUGAAGGCCUUCCAGCGCGGAGACUUCGACCGCUUCGCCAAUAACAUCAAGUCGGGGAAGGCUUUGAGAGACGCGUGGCGGACCGCGAACGAUGGAUUUGAGCAAUUCGUCUUUGAGGCGAAGAAAACCGCCGAGCGCAUCGAUCGUCAGUACGCCGUCUCUCGCCGUUUAAGCUCAGCCGCAAGCUCCGCUGGUGACCGUGCUCGUGAGAUUGAUCGCGAGUUUGGGAUAAGCCCACGCGUCAGGAGCUUUUCCGUCGAUUUUAGUAGAAAUUUCCCCAAGUACCGGAAGCAAUUCAGUGAUUUCUUGAACACACCGCUCGGUGGAAGUUUUGCGACUAUUUUCUUUCUUUGGUUUGCGCUCUCUGGAUGGUUGUUCCGAGUGAUAAUAAUCGCGACAUGGGUUCUUCCAAUUGCUGGCCCUCUUCUUAUUGGUGCAGUGGCCAAUAACUUCGUCAUCAAGGGAGAAUGCCCGGCGUGUAAGAGACAGUUCAUUGGAUACAAGAACCAAGUCAUCAGAUGCGAGGGAUGUAGAAAUAUAGUGUGGCAGCCACAAGGCGACUUCUUCUCAAGAGAGGGCAACAACAACAAUAACGACAACAACAACAAGGGUAACUCUAAAAAGCCACCUAAGUCCCAAAUCAUCGAUGUCGACUUCGAGGAGAAAUGAUGAUCAGAGAGAGAGACCGAUAUAGUAGGUGACAAUGAAGCAGAAGGCGAUUUAAAAGUGUGUUUCGGUAGUAGCUGAACCAUUUGCCGUUUUUGUUUGUUUUAAGCUGCAGCUAUGCGGAAAGGCACUCGUGUUGCUUGUUAUGUACAUGAUAUAUAAGGACUUUGCGUAGAUGAAUAAAUUUAGUUUCCAUGAGAA